Molecule: messenger RNA, 1671 nt
Organism: Eruca vesicaria subsp. sativa (arugula)
Lineage: Eukaryota; Viridiplantae; Streptophyta; Magnoliopsida; Brassicales; Brassicaceae
Source: the annotation of a GenBank genome assembly
UUAAUUGUGCAGCCGAGGAUGGAUGUUGGGGCAGACAAACCUGAUGGGUGGGGUGAAUGGGAUGAUGAGAUUUCUGACCGCAGAGUGAGCUACAUGGUGUCGCUUAUUGACGCUGGACACAAGUUCAAGAAGUCUGAUUGGGGAGGAGGGGACGGUAGAGAGCCUGUGUAUAACCACGAGGUGCAGAAGGCAGCUAAAAAAAGGAAGAGGGAUAUGGCGCAGUCGAGGAAAGCUGAUCCAGGCUGUCCUGUUAUGAAGCAAAAAAGAGUGAGCCAUUACUAUAUGCGUGAAGAGCCUGUUGAUAAUGAAAGAAGCAUGGAGUUAGAAACCCGUGUAGGAGAGCUUGAGAAAACUGUUGCUUGGAUGAAGAAGAAGUUAUUACGGCGCAAGAGGACUGGAGUUACGCCCAAGAAGGGUGUGUUAUGGAGUGGAGAAUCCAAGAAGAAAAAGAAGAAGAAGAUUGUGCAGAUGCCAACGGUUCGUAAUUUGCCCGUUGGUAACAAUGAAGUUUUUGAUGACGAUUUCCUUGGUAAGAGCUCAUCAGAUGGCGGAAGGGAGGUUGGGAAAGCGGGUGAUAACAUGGAUAUUCCAGGCGAUGGGAAGCUGGUGCAAGGCAGUGCUGUUUCGGAUGUAGAUGUUGAGGCUGUGGAGGAAUUUGGAGAAGAUAAGAGUGAUGGUGGUAUUUUGCUGGGAGAACCGGAAGCAGAUGAUAAUGGUGAAUCAAAUGAGAUGGAGGGUUUGGAAUUGGACGAUGAUGAUAGUUCCUCUGAGCCACCUGAAGAAAUGCUUGUACCCUUGAAAGAAGGAGAUGGUGUACCACAGCAGUGGGUAGAGAAAAGUUUGAAGGGUCAUGGUGGAGCUGUACUAUAUAGAGCCACUACAAGCAAAACGUUUUACGUAACUGAGGAUGAUGUAAGUAUUUUGUUUGAACAUUUUUUUUCUAUUUGUUUGCGAAUUCUUCAUUUGUUGUUUGUAUUAUGUUUUUGUGCAGGGGAGUACAAGUGUUGGAGACGAAGUGACGAACAGACGGGUGAAGCGGCUGAUGAAGGUGUUGAGGCGGAUGUAGCUGAGAGGACUGGUGCGGAGGUUGAAGAACAGGAGUUGGAUGGAAAAGGAGCUGAUAGGACUGGUGCGGAGGCUGAAGGUGUGGGGUCUGAGAAGGUUGAUGCAUCCGUUUCGGGGGAGGUGAGGACUGUUGAUGAGUCUCAUAUAAGUGGGAAAGAAAUGGUAACCUAUGUGAGCGACUCAUCCCCGUGUCCAAGGAGCAAGAAGCACAGGCCGAUAGAGUCAGAAGCAGACUUGGCGGCUUUGUUAUUGGCGAAAGCCCCAUAUAGCUUAGAACAAAUUGUGCCAGCUGAGGAGGAUGUUGAUUUUGGCUAUUUCAAGCAGGUGUUGCUUGCAAACCCGAAAGUGUUGCAUUUGGGGACAGGCAAAUAUGAUUUGGAUAAUGAAUUUUUCCUGGAGUUGGCAACCCCGAGAAAAUGGGUGUCAAGCAAGAACACACGCAGUGGCGAUUGUGGGCCUGUGGCUAUGAAGUUCUUAGAGUUGGCUGCAACAGGUGUUGAGGAACCAGAUGUAGAGGACAUCACUGAUGAGUUGGUUGACAUUUUCAGGAAACACUAUGCUAUGCAUGUGUACAAGGAUUGGGUUGUACCGUUGUACAUGGGAUGA